This is a messenger RNA of Scaptodrosophila lebanonensis, 2277 nucleotides long. RefSeq names its product transmembrane 9 superfamily member 3 (gene TM9SF3). Bases 87 to 1835 code for a protein of 582 amino acids. NCBI's taxonomy places the organism in Eukaryota, Metazoa, Arthropoda, Insecta, Diptera, Drosophilidae. The record is from RefSeq and is a predicted model, not a curated record. The transcript has 7 exons. Gene Ontology annotation, cellular component: membrane. Gene Ontology annotation, biological process: protein localization to membrane.
CUGUCGCCGAAAGAAAUUGCUCAAAAAUUGUGUAAAUUAACAAUAAUACAUUGAAAAAAACGCCACCUGGCAGGACGACAAUCAUUAUGGGUUCACCAACGAGGAUUUUCCUGCUCUUGAGUCUCUCUUUUUGCAUAAGUACACGUGGCGACGAGCACAACCACAAGUACAAUGACAGGGAGGAGGUGGUGCUGUGGAUGAACACCGUCGGCCCUUAUCACAACCGGCAGGAGACGUAUGCCUACUUCUCGCUGCCCUUCUGCAGUGGUUCCAAGUCAGAUAUAUCCCACUAUCAUGAGACUUUAAGUGAAGCGCUGCAGGGCGUUGAGUUGGAGUUUAGCGGCUAUGAAAUGGAUUUUAAGAGCGACGUUCCACGCACUGUCAUUUGCAUGGUCGAGCUGUCGGAGAAGAAUGCCAAAGCGUUUACCUAUGCGGUAAAGAACGAGUACUGGUAUCAGAUGUAUAUCGACGGCCUGCCCAUUUGGGGCAAGGUUGGUGAGCGGGACGAGACUGAUGGCAAGUACUACAUAUUUACGCACAAAAAGUUCGACAUUGGCUAUAAUGGCCAACAAAUUGUCGAUAUCAGCUUGACGAACGAUGUGCGGGAGGAGUUGAAAACGGAUGCCAAAAUAAAGUUCUCCUAUGAAGUGAACUGGAAGCCCAGCAAAGUGGAGUUUAAGAAUCGGUUUGACAAGUACCUCGAUCCCAACUUUUUCCAACACAGAAUCCAUUGGUUUAGCAUUUUCAACAGCUUCAUGAUGGUCAUAUUCCUUGUGGGUCUGGUGUCUAUGAUUUUGAUGCGCACGCUGCGCAAGGAUUAUGCACGUUACAGCAAGGAUGAGGAAGUGGAUGAUAUGGAACGUGAUUUGGGCGAUGAGUAUGGCUGGAAACAGGUGCAUGGUGAUGUGUUCCGCUCGCCUCCUAGUGCGCUUAUUUUCUCGGCACUCAUCGGCGCCGGCUAUCAGCUGAUCUCAGUGGUUUUCUGCGUCAUCAUGUUUGCCAUUGUGGGAGAACUUUACACCGAGCGCGGAUCAUUACUCUCCACAGCCAUAUUUGUAUAUGCGGCGACGUCGCCCAUAAACGGCUACUUUGGUGGAUCGCUGUACGCACGUCUCGGCGGACGUAUGUGGAUACGUCAAAUGCUCGUAUCUGCCUUCACAGUGCCUGUGGCAGUCUGCGGGACAGCGUUCUUCAUCAAUUUUAUUGCGAUUGGCUACCAUGCGUCACGUGCAAUACCAUUUGGAACCAUGGUGGCUGUCACCUGCAUUUGUCUGUUCGUUAUCUUGCCCCUGACCCUGGUGGGAACUGUGGUGGGGCGCAAUUUGGAUGGUCAGCCGGACUUCCCAUGCCGCGUUAACGCUGUUCCGAGGCCGAUACCAGAGAAGAAAUGGUACAUGGAGCCGAUAAUCAUUGUGCUGCUCGGUGGCGUACUGCCCUUUGGUUCAAUAUUCAUUGAAAUGUACUUCAUCUUCACUUCCUUCUGGGCGUAUAAAAUCUAUUAUGUUUAUGGCUUUAUGCUACUUGUGUUCACCAUACUCACUAUCGUAACUGUUUGUGUCACAAUUGUGUGCACGUAUUUUUUGCUGAAUGCCGAGGAUUAUCGGUGGCAGUGGACGAGCUUCAUGGCCGCAGGCUCUACGUCCAUUUAUGUCUACGCAUAUUCAUUUUACUAUUUCUUCUUUAAAACAAAAAUGUUUGGCCUGUUCCAAACAGCAUUUUAUUUCGGCUACAUGGCUCUGUUCAGUGGCGCUUUGGGCAUCAUCUGCGGAACGGUCGGCUAUGUGGGCACAAAUCUCUUUGUGCGCAAAAUAUAUUCCAAUGUGAAAAUAGAUUAAGCAGACGCGCCUGUAUAUCAAUAACGACUUACAAUUUAUUUAUUGUUUAGUGAUUUAGUUACCAAUGUGUGUGUUUUUUCUCCCACUCUCAACUUUUUCUCAUAUCGGUGUGAAUAAAAUGGAUGCGCUUGUGCCCCCCAGUCAGUCUGACGCUGCACUUGCCCCAUUCCAAACCACGCCCACUUUCCAAUACCAUUGAAAACUUAAUCUGUAUAUGUACAUAUAUAUAAACAUAUAUCGCAUAUGCACGCCUUCUCAUGUGUGUGUGCACGAAGUACUGGAUGCUUAGAAAUUUGUCAAAUUAUGCAAUUGAGAACAUGUAUGUAUGACUUGCUUAUGCCAAUUAAGCUUAUGUACGAUGCAGCGGUGCAGUUAUGACAUGUAUUUGCUGAUUAGCAAUAGUGGAUAAUAUUAAAAUAAAGUCAGGACAUGAAACUAUUUA